GCUGCCAGGGUUGGGUGCGCCGCUGAACGGAUGGCAGAGGGAGCCCAGCCGAUUCCUGAGGAACGCUGGCCAGCUAUUUGAGUGUCAUCUGCUGCCUCCCAUUGAUGUCAAGAUGACUAAGCUGGGAUUUUUGCGGUUGUCCUAUGAGAAGCAGGACACACUACUGAAGCUUCUCAUUCUGUCGAUGGCUGCUGUGUUAUCGUUCUCUACUCGUCUCUUUGCUGUCCUGAGAUUUGAAAGUGUCAUCCAUGAGUUUGACCCGUACUUUAAUUAUCGGACUACCCGGUUCCUGGCUGAGGAGGGAUUUUAUAAAUUUCAUAAUUGGUUUGAUGACCGAGCCUGGUAUCCUUUGGGACGAAUCAUUGGAGGAACAAUUUAUCCAGGCUUAAUGAUCACGUCUGCUGCAAUCUACCAUGUACUCCAUUUUUUCCACAUCACCAUCGACAUUCGGAAUGUCUGUGUGUUCCUGGCCCCUCUCUUCUCUUCCUUCACCACCAUCGUCACGUACCACCUUACCAAAGAGCUCAAGGAUGCAGGGGCUGGGCUUCUUGCUGCCGCCAUGAUUGCUGUAGUUCCUGGGUACAUCUCCCGAUCUGUGGCUGGCUCCUAUGAUAAUGAAGGGAUUGCCAUCUUCUGCAUGCUCCUCACCUACUACAUGUGGAUCAAAGCAGUAAAGACUGGUUCCAUCUAUUGGGCUGCCAAGUGUGCCCUUGCUUAUUUCUACAUGGUCUCUUCCUGGGGAGGCUAUGUGUUCUUGAUCAACUUGAUCCCUCUCCAUGUACUGGUGCUGAUGCUCACAGGACGCUUCUCCCACCGGAUCUAUGUGGCCUACUGUACUGUUUACUGCCUGGGCACCAUUCUUUCCAUGCAGAUCUCCUUUGUGGGUUUCCAGCCCGUCCUUUCGUCAGAGCACAUGGCGGCUUUUGGGGUCUUUGGUCUCUGCCAGAUCCAUGCCUUUGUGGAUUAUCUGCGCAGCAAGUUGAAUCCACAGCAGUUUGAAGUUCUUUUCCGAAGUGUCAUCUCCCUGGUAGGCUUUGUCCUUCUCACCGUGGGAGCGCUCCUCAUGCUGACAGGAAAAAUAUCUCCCUGGACUGGGCGUUUCUACUCACUGCUGGAUCCUUCUUACGCUAAGAACAACAUCCCCAUCAUUGCUUCUGUGUCUGAGCAUCAGCCCACGACCUGGUCCUCAUACUAUUUUGACCUACAGCUUCUGGUCUUCAUGUUUCCAGUUGGUCUCUAUUACUGCUUUAGCAACCUGUCUGAUGCCCGGAUUUUCAUCAUCAUGUAUGGUGUGACCAGCAUGUAUUUUUCAGCUGUCAUGGUGCGUCUCAUGCUAGUGUUGGCACCUGUAAUGUGCAUCCUUUCUGGCAUUGGAGUCUCCCAGGUGCUGUCCACUUACAUGAAGAAUCUGGACAUAAGUCGUCCAGACAAAAAGAGCAAGAAGCAACAGGAUUCUACCUACCCUAUUAAGAAUGAAGUGGCGAGUGGGAUGAUAUUGGUCAUGGCUUUCUUUCUCAUCACCUACACGUUUCAUUCAACCUGGGUGACCAGUGAGGCCUACUCUUCUCCCUCCAUCGUGCUGUCUGCCCGUGGUGGGGAUGGCAGUAGGAUCAUUUUUGAUGACUUUCGAGAAGCAUACUAUUGGCUCCGUCACAAUACUCCAGAGGAUGCGAAGGUCAUGUCAUGGUGGGAUUAUGGUUACCAGAUUACGGCUAUGGCAAAUCGGACAAUUUUAGUGGACAAUAACACAUGGAAUAAUACCCAUAUUUCUCGAGUAGGACAGGCAAUGGCAUCCACAGAAGAAAAAGCCUAUGAGAUCAUGAGGGAGCUUGAUGUCAGCUAUGUGCUGGUCAUUUUUGGAGGCCUUACUGGGUAUUCCUCUGAUGAUAUCAAUAAGUUUCUGUGGAUGGUCCGCAUUGGAGGGAGCACCGACACAGGCAAACAUAUUAAGGAGCAUGAUUAUUAUACUCCAACUGGGGAAUUCCGUGUGGACCGUGAAGGUUCUCCAGUGCUGCUCAACUGCCUUAUGUACAAGAUGUGUUACUACCGCUUUGGACAGGUCUACACAGAAGCCAAGCGCCCACCAGGCUUUGACCGUGUCCGGAAUGCUGAGAUUGGGAAUAAAGACUUUGAACUUGAUGUCCUGGAGGAAGCAUAUACCACAGAACAUUGGCUAGUCAGGAUAUAUAAGGUAAAGGACCUGGAUAAUCGAGGCUUGUCACGGACAUAAAUGUUACAGCCAGCUCUGAUACGCUUCGCACUGAAUGCGUCACGUUUAGGACGCUGAAGACGUUUUUUAAAUAUGCAGUUUAUAAGAACAGAGCACGAUGGGAUUAGUAUUGUCUGGAAGUUUUGCCCUGGGCAGUACGGGCUGGGCCAAAUGGAACGAUUUUUAUAAUUCUGAGCAGGUUACCAAAUGAAAUGUCAUGGCUUUACUUUGGUCAAUUAAAGGGGGGAACUUUUUUUUUUUAAAUGUGCCUUAUUUCUUUUGACUUAUGGCUGGUUUGAGAAAGGCAAAAGUUUGUGCUGGGCUGAUAGAAGGAGGGAAAGCAGACCUCGUCCAUGCUCUUAGCUUCCUAAUUGAACCCCGUGGGGGCAUUCUGUCUCUCUCAAAUCAGGAACACUAUCAAGGACUAGCUCAGAUCCUACACGUACAAAUAAUUUUGUCAUUUCAAAAAUCGUAGCACCUAGCACAAAGCCUUGCAUACGGUGGGUGCUCAGUAAACUUUUAUUAAAUAAAUAAAUGUUUGUGGAACCAGAGGAGUGCCAUUUCUGGACAGGAAAGGCAGUGCGUUGCCGUCACGUCUCUGUUCUUAACGUCUCUUGUCCUUAGAAGCUCUUUGCUUUUAUGAGGGACAGAAGGUAGUCGACUAGUCAGACCUGAUCUCACCAGUAUUCUUUGGGAUUAGCUAGGUUUUUUUGUUUUUGUUUUGUUUUUUUUCUUGAGCAAGAAUAAAUCAAGUGAGGAUCACGUGAAGUUUUGAAGAAAGACUCAAAGCAGUGAAAUUAUUGUUCUCAAUGGACGUGAAACUUCUCCAGUAUUAUAUAUGGAAUUUGAUGAUCAGUUGGUAUUUUUGAAUCAGCUGAAAUAUAAUCAGACAUUUCUAUUUGAAA
Messenger RNA from Lynx canadensis (Canada lynx), 3114 nucleotides. It is a transcript of the gene STT3A, whose product is annotated as STT3 oligosaccharyltransferase complex catalytic subunit A. Gene Ontology annotation, biological process: post-translational protein modification. Bases 113 to 2230 code for a protein of 705 amino acids. Gene Ontology annotation, molecular function: dolichyl-diphosphooligosaccharide-protein glycotransferase activity. The record is from RefSeq and is a predicted model, not a curated record. Gene Ontology annotation, cellular component: membrane. Lineage: Eukaryota; Metazoa; Chordata; Mammalia; Carnivora; Felidae. The transcript has 18 exons.